Messenger RNA from Alligator sinensis (Chinese alligator), 7366 nucleotides. RefSeq names its product DDB1 and CUL4 associated factor 10 (gene DCAF10). Bases 293 to 1465 code for a protein of 390 amino acids. NCBI's taxonomy places the organism in Eukaryota, Metazoa, Chordata, Crocodylia, Alligatoridae. The record is from RefSeq and is a predicted model, not a curated record. Gene Ontology annotation, molecular function: protein binding. The transcript is spliced from 7 exons. Gene Ontology annotation, cellular component: Cul4-RING E3 ubiquitin ligase complex.
CCUGUUGCCUUCCCUGUGAGGGGCCUGAGCCGCGGGGGGAGGGCAGGAAUGGCAGCGCUGUGUGCCCACCCAGGGAGCCUGUUAUGUAACCGAGGCAUAAUGCUAAGUAAAGCCAGGAAGUGAUCAAACCUCUGCAGGUAGAAGCAGCGUAUCCACAAAUCCUUGACCAAAGCGAAACCCACAAAGCCUCUUUCCAGGGUGUCCCAAAUCCCCUGAUUCUUGGCGGGCAGCAGAAAUCUUCCCCACAAAAUGUGGUGUGUUGGAUCCUGCUCAUCACCUGGCUGGCUUUUGAAUGAUGGGGGAUGUGUUGAUCCCAAGCAGUAGGUCAGUGCUGACUGUUGCUUGUGAACAGACUGAAGUUUUGCUUUUUGACCCCAUAUCUUCAAAGCACAUCAAAACUCUCUCUGAAGCUCAUGAGGACUGUGUAAAUAAUAUCAGGUUUCUAGAUAAUCGACUGUUUGCAACUUGUUCUGAUGACACUACAAUAGCACUUUGGGAUCUGAGAAAACUAAACACAAAAGUGUGCACUUUACAUGGUCACACCAGCUGGGUGAAGAACAUUGAGUAUGACACCAAUACCAGACUACUGGUGACAUCUGGGUUUGAUGGAAACGUGAUCAUUUGGGACACCAACAGGUGCACAGAAGAUGGAUGUCCUCACAAGAAGUUUUUUCACACCCGGUUUCUCAUGCGGAUGAGAUUGACACCAGACUGUUCAAAAAUGUUGAUCUCGACCUCCUCUGGAUAUCUCCUGAUUUUGCAUGACCUUGAUUUAAACAAGUCUUUAGAGGUUGGCAGCUAUCCAAUUUUAAGAGCCAGAAGAACUACAUCAAGUUCAGAUAUGACAUCUUCCAGUUCAUCUGGUCCGAGAACUGUUGGUUCACCAUGUCACCAGAAUGAUUCGGGUCCAUUGUCUGAAAAACACAUGUCACGAACCUCACAGAGGGAAGGUGGAUCUCCACGAAAUAGCCUUGAGGUAUUAACACCAGAAGUUCCUGGAGAAAGAGAUCGUGGUAACUGCAUCACAUCACUGCAGCUCCAUCCUAAAGGAUGGGCUACUCUUCUUCGGUGCUCAAGUAACACAGAUGACCAUGAGUGGACCUGUGUCUAUGAAUUCCAAGAGGGAGCCCCAGUGCGUCCUGUCUCACCCCGUUGUUCUCUACGACUGACUCAUUGCAUAGAAGAAGCCAACGUAGGCCGGGGUUAUAUCAAAGAACUCUGUUUCAGCCCUGAUGGCCGAAUGAUUUCCUCCCCACAUGGCUACGGGAUCCGCUUGUUGGGGUUCGACACGCAGUGCAGUGAACUUGUUGACUGUUUGCCCAAAGAAGCUGGUCCCUUGCAGGAAAUCCGUUCUCUGUACUCACACAACGAUGUGGUACUGACGACCAAGUUUUCUCCAACGCACUGUCAGAUUGCCUCAGGGUGCCUUAGUGGACGUGUUUCUUUAUAUCAGCCAAAGUUCUAGGCACAUCUUGCAUCAACAGGAACUUCUCAGACAUUUGUUUUUAUAAUUACUUCAGUUUAGUUGAAGUGUGUUCUUUUUAAAAUCUUGUAAGUUUGGACAAGAUCAUAGUUACUAUGGUCUGUGAACAUACCAGUGAAAUGAGUUCAGUCCAGCACUGUAUACAUCUGGCACUGUAUACACAAGCCAGAUGCCCUGCACCCUGUGUUCAGCCUUCCAUGCAGUCCCCUGCUCCUGCUGAUCCUGUGCCAUUGAUCUCCAGUCUUUCUGGUUGGUUUGCACAGUAGCACUUGGUCUUUCUUUUCAACAUGACUUCUGGUAGGCCACUGCAAAAUGCCUAGGACAGGGGCAGGAAGAACAGUUAACCAAGCAAACCUCCCCUCCCUCUGUUUCCACUGGUACAAUCUUUUCUCAUCACAAAGGAACUGGACUUCCUUGCAUCCACUCAUUCAGCCUUUUUUGCUGCUGUAACUUUUCUCUGCAGUGAAGAGGUAAUGGAACUGUUCUUACACAUACUAGAUUAAUUUUGCAACAGAAGAGAAGGGGGAAGAAAAAAAACCCCCAAAACCUACUUGCAUUCCCAAUAUAAUGAAUUUGGUUCUUGGUGACUGGCUAGAAAAGUGUUGUUACUUUUUCUAAUGCUUUGCUGUAGUUAAAUUUUAGGCUUUUUUCCUUAAUUUGUAUACACUGUGUUUAUUAUCAGAUAGAAAAUUUUCAGUAUGGAGAUGAAGCUGCAUUUCUUCAGUGAAUUCAGUAGGAAAAGAGUGCCGUAAUGCAUUGGAAGCAUAAACAUCUUGCCUUGUAAGCAUUGCAAAAUAGCCUUUAGAAAAGUCUGGCAUAAAGUGGCAAGUUGUGUACCCCAACCACCAAGCUCUCUGUGACCCAUAGUACGGAAAGCUUUUUAUGGUAAUAAAAUCCUUUUUGGCAUUUUGUUCUGAAAAUUAAGAAAUAACAACACUUUUUGCAUUUCCCAUUCUGUUAACUAGGUGAAUUCCCAACUAAUUCACACAGAAGUGCAUAAUAAAAUACUCUUGUAAUGUGCACAGAUCUUAGCCACCUCUUUUAUCCAAAGCAUAGCCCACAGAGGGUACUGUAAUUGUACUAGUAAAGCUGUCUUUAAAGUUACACUGUCAAUUUAACAGAUCAAAGUAUAUAGGUCCAAAGAUCAUUUGCUCAAAUUGGACUCUUCAGUGACAAGGGGCAAUAUUCAUGUGAAUGCUGAAUUUUACUUAUUUGCAAUGUAGUUACCCUUGUAUAGUUGCUUCAAUAGCUUAUCACAAGGGUAUAAUUUUGAAUGCCACUUCUAAUCUGCAUCAAAAAGAUGAUGUCCUCCAGUUGCUCAAAAGCCACUAGUGAGAGUGAGCAGAUGUUUGUAUAACUUUACUCUCUGGGUGGAAAGCGAAUGAGCUUAACUUCAUGUAUAACUCUGAGUGCCCAUUGCGUGAAACUAGGAAUGAAACACCAAGACUUGACACAGUGCAUAGACUAUCAUUUAAAUAACGAUAUUUCCCACAUCUGGAUUGAGACUAGCACAAGAGCUGAAGGAUUUUACAUAAGAGGAAAACAGGAAGAUGACUGCUGUAGGUAACAACGGAUCUUUCAGCCUGAUCUUUUCAAAGUUUAGCUGAAAUACUACCCAUUUCAUCCCCUCCUCCCCCCACCUCUUUAAAAUUUGUUGGUUUAAACGCAUAGGAUUAGGAUUGAUAGGAAGUACAUUUCUUGUCUAAUUUCAGUCUUGAGGGUACUUUAAUUUGCACCACCUGGAAAAACCUGUAAUAUGUUCAUGACCUAAGAAUAAGAUCCUAAUUCGGCCAAAAAAUUCUUGGAGCGCAGUAGGAAAUAUUGCUGGAAAAAAGCUUCAGGGUUCUCCUUUUGGCCUUCAAUAGCCAAAGAAAAUUUUAACAAAAUACACUUACUUUAGGAUGACUCCGUAAGAGAGCCUUCUGCCAAAGGCACCACACAUUCAGAGAAGAAAAAUGAAAUGGGAGGCAACAAUACUGAGCAGGUCAGAGAACUAAAGGCUGGAAAUCUGACAGUGGGCUUGGAUUCCUCUAUGCUUUACAUCAGUAACUUCCUUGACAACCUCUCAUUCUAGGGGUUGGAUGGAACUUGUGUUAUGGGACUGCUGAGACCUAUUUGGAGAACUAAAAAAAAAAAUCAUGAAAAUCUUAUGGUUUGUUGGCAAAAUAUUCAGUAAUAAAAAGCCUAAACUUUGGAUCUUUGCUAUUGGAGGGCAGGGGUGAAGUGAUCUGGUUAAUGACUGCUGCACUGAGGAUUGAUUUCAAGUAGUUGAUCAUGCAGCAUCUGAAAAACAGUUACAGUUUUGUCUUUGUAAAUUUAUUUGUGUAAUUCUUUGCUGUUUCUCUUACUAAAUGGCUCUUUAAAAUUCUCAAUGCAGUAUGCACUUUGAGGAAGCCCUAUGACACUUACUCUAGUUAUACUUUGCUCCAUUAAUUUAAAGUACAGGGAGCAUCCCCUCUUCUCUUCAGAUGAUAACUGAUAUGAAACAAUACUCCUUAGGUUCAACAUGAAAUUUAAGUGAAACAACCAUUUGGGUACUACGAGAGUUCUGUUGUUGUUGUGGUAACUACGACCACAAGUUCAUAAUAGCAUUGGUAGCAGAUUCAAAAAAUUAAGCCAAACGUUGGGGUGUUUUGCCAUCUGAAAUUUAAAAUAGGAAGGGAAUAGAUGUUGGAACAAACUUUCACCUGUUUAAACAAUUUUUACAGGAAGAUAGGAUAGAAAUCAAUCUGAACUGUUUCAGAAAAUGCUUUCUCCCCUCUUUCUUCCUCCUGCCCCCUGCCCCCCAAAAAAACACCACUACAAUGGCCAAAUCCCAUUAGAAAUAAAUAGGACUGAAUAACUAUAUAGAGAAUACAGAGAGAUCCACUUAAUUUGUAUACUCUGUGCUCCUGCAAAAUGACUCAUUCAAAAAGCUAAUUAUUGCAAAUAAUCACUUCCACAUUCCUUCUACUCCUUGCUGCAUGCAUGGUUCAUACUGUUUAAUAAGCAAUCUGCAAAUCUGAACUUCCUAAGAAUUGGAUUUCUUGAACUGUGUAUGAGAUGGCUUACAUGGUUUUUCUUAUCUGUUAUGUCAAGGACUGGAAAUGACAAUACUAAAUACGCUGUGUAUUAGCCUGACUGCCUGAGAAAUACAAGCUAUCCCACAUAGAAGUCAUAGAGACAUAGGGCUGGAAAGGACCUCAAGGUCAUCUAGUCCAACCUCCUGCCUGAGGCAGGGUGCUUAUUUGUAAAGGAACACAAGUUUAUGCAAAGUUUGCAAUGCUUUUAGUUGGGUAGGGCUUUAAUAAAAGAGGCCUAGACAAAAGUCUACAGAGAUCAGUGUUUGAAUUGUAAAACUAUUAAAUUAGGGUUCCUUUCAAGGCUACAGUGAAAUGUUAGGGUUUAGUGUGACAGCCUGACAAGUGGGAUUAAAGUUUAUGCAAACUUGUACAUGCAGCUAAUUUUUGGAAACAGAAUGAAAAGUUGUUGGUCAAAGCAUGUGGAUUUACACCUCCUCCUUCCCUCCCACCGUAUUGAUUAGAAAAAAAAAUACCCCUAGAAAUAAUUAUGUAGGGCACUGGUACCACACCUCUUCAUUUUGUGGACCACAAAAGCUCUUUCCAGGGACCAGCUCUGCUCCAAACAUCCCGAAAUGCUGCUACUUAGCUUGUUAAAUGCUUUGUUGCAUAGGUCAGUUCGGCAACUAUAUAAAAUAGAAUCAUGUGGAAUGGCUCUUGGUAAAUAUUUGGACUUGUAAACACAAUAUUCAUUUCAAAUACAGGAAAGUACCAUGGAAACUCACUGCAGCUUUUGGUUGUAGAUAGUCUUACUAUCUGAAUUCCUUGAAAUAAUAGAGUAUUUGACUUUUUUUUAAAUUAUUCUUUGUCUAUGAAUAUGCACUGAGUACUGCUUUUUUGAAGAAUUCUACCUCAUGACAAUUUUUAAGGUAUUGCUCUGAAACAUUUGACACUAUUUUUUCUGUACAGAGAAUUGUUACUCUAUUAAAUACAUUACAGCUGUCCUACCACAUGUAGGUACUAUUUAAAAUGCAUAGCAAUCCAGAGUGGUCAAAACAGGUCUGCGUGGUCCACUGCUUUGCAAGGCCUGGCCAUUAAGAAUAAGGCCCAUCAGAGGUUGUCCUGCUCUAGGGCUUGGAUCAUAUGUUAAGGGUGCUUUGUAGUGUCUGCUGAAUGGCAUAGAAGCAGAUUCACUUUUAUAUGAAGACAUGUUCCAUCCAUGUAUGCUAUAGGAAUGUGGCUUGAUCUCAUUUGCAAUAAGUUUGAGUUAGAACAAAUAGAUAAUGUUAGUUGUGGUAAUGGAUAACUACUUUUUAACCACCUUUGGAAGUUUUCUGAAAGCUAAUAUAUUUCACUUAUGAAAUAUAAUUGACAGCAUAUGGAAACUUUGUUCAGUAAUGCAGUUAGAUGCUCCCGAUUUCUUGAUGAUAAGAUACCAUGAUUUCUAUGGGAUUUUUUUUGUCUUUCUGAAUCAUGUUGUUUUGCCUUACUGAAUUAACAAAGUGACUUGGUGUGUAAGAUUUGCAUUUUUUUUUAGAUGGAAGAAAGUUUUUACCUUUUGUUAUUUAAAAUAACAGAAGUGUAUAUAAAUCCUAUGUCAUGAUUAACCUUUCCUGACCGCUAUCUAAGGUGCAACACUGUGUAAAAUCUAUCCCUGAUGGAAAAAUGAGUUGAAUUAUCAUAGAUCAACCUUGUAUAACUAGUAUGCUAAGCUAGUGGCUUAAAUCAGUUAUUUCUGUUUACAUUAUAUUUUUCACCAGUCAAGUCCUACAAUUUUAAUUGGACUGUGGAAUAUGCAAUAAUCUUUCUCAAAGCAUGAUUUCAUGCUCAUUAGUUAUUGUUGUAAUUGUUUCAUUGUUGGCAUGAAUGAUCAGCAGAAGCAGCUAUACUGCAUAAUUAAGAGCUCCAUAAGAAUAUCAAUUUUAGAAGUGUUUAUGAAAACCACAGCUAGUGCAUUUUGAAGCCAGUAAGUCUUCUGUAGUUUGUCCAGUGGCAGUACUGUUAAAGUGAAAUACAUUUUUUAAAUAUUCCACUAGAGGUAGUUUUUUUGUUUGUUUGUUUGUUUUUUUUAAACCACCAGAAUACUGUUACCCUUUUGGGUAAGGGAAAAAUGGGGUAAAAAUGAAGUUAGUUAAAAAUGGAGUUUAAACAUGCUUAUACUUCAGCAAAUUUCAGCUGGCAUGUCUGAAAUACUUUUUUUUUCUUUUUUGGAGUUCAGGUUGGGGAAAGGAAAAUUUAGCUUGAAGGAACACAAAUAAUUUAAAGUGCCCAAUUCUGACCUGCUUUACUAUUAAUCUGCUACAUCCUAGACCUGAUUUUGAGAUGUUUAGUUUCGCCAGUAGAUCUUCCUGUACAUCCAACAAUACUGUAGCUAAAUGAUAAGUGGCAAAAAAUAAUUCCUUAAAGAAGUCUCAAAUAGUACAAAUGUAGAAAGAUGUUUUGGUAUUGCAAAGUAAAACUGAAGUCCACAGAUAGAUUCAAGCCCUUCACAGUCGUAAGAUUGUCAAAAAGGAAAGAUCAUCUCUAAACAGUAGAGAACAGAAAUAGCUGACAGUGUUCUUUUAUGUUUUUUUCAGUAACUUGUUUGCUUUGUGUGGAGGAGAAAUCCUAUUUCCUGAUCUUAGCUAAUGGUGCAUUCUCUGCAACAGUGAACAGUUAUUGAUAUUCAGCAAUCUCAAGUGUAAGGCUUUUUAAUACAAGAGCAAAUUGUGCAUGUAGAAUAUUUUGAAAUACUUAAAGGUUUCAUAGUAAAAGGGUGAAGACAAUACAAUACAUAAAGUAUCCGAGCUCUUCUCAAUAUACUGUAUUUACUCCUAUACAGUAACUCUUACUGUUUGUGAAGUUUCUCUUGCUUGCAUAAUAAAUUUAACAUUUAUUACAGCAA